AUCAAUUCUGAAAUGUUUCCAAUAAGUAAGAACGACAAAUAAAUCGUUGAAUAUUAUAUUUAACUACGAAAACAUUUCAUUGAUACUAAAUCGGAUUGCCGCGUAUCGAUAUGGCGCAUACCAUUGCAAUUCUAUCCACGAUUCCUAAGUUAUCUUACCAUAUUCGAAUGCAACUUCCAAAGUCAACGAUAUGCGAUGUUUCGCCAGUUUCAAAAGAUCAAAAUGACACGUUGUCGGAAUUAAAAUGUGCGGACAUAAUCGUAACAGAUUGCGAUUUAUUUUUACCAUAUAUGGAUAAAUUACCAUCGUUAAAAUGGGUACAGACAACGUGGGCUGGCAUCGAGACGUUCGUUUCACGUUUACAAAAUAACAAAAAAUCUAAUUACGUUAUUACAAGAUUCUCUGACAAAGCCUUUGGGUUUGCCAUGUCCGAGUACGUGACAGCACAUAUUUUUAAUUUUGAACGCGAUCAGAGGCAACAAUACGAACAACAAAGAAAUUGUAAUUGGGAGAAAAGUGGAAAAAUUUCUAAUCACAGAUUGAUUUGCGAUCUAUCUGUGGGAAUUCUAGGCUUAGGAAACAUAGGAAAAUCAAUAUGCCUAAUUCUUGCAGUUGGACAGAAAUUGAAAACGUUCGGGGCUACUGUGUGGGGAAUAACACGGACACCACUUAAAGAAAAAUUAGAUUACAUUGAUGAACAUAGAACAAUUGAAUCCCUACCUGAAAUGCUCACGCAUUGCGAUUAUAUUGUUAAUGUUCUACCAUCCACACCUAAUACUAUAGGUUUAUUGAAUGGAAAUGUAUUGCAAAACUGUAAAAACAGAGGCAGUGUCUUCAUCAAUAUAGGCCGGGGUACGAUCAUUAACGAAGUAGAUUUAUUAAACGCCAUUCAGCAACAGUGGAUUUCUGGAGCAAUACUGGAUGUUUUUGAAGAAGAACCACUGUCAAAAGAUAGUAAAUUGUGGUCAAUGCCACAGGUUACUAUCUCACCACACAUUUCAGGCGUGACUCGUCCCCAGGAUGUUGGCAGACUUUUCGCUGAGAAUUAUCAAAGAUUCAUUAAAGGUGAAACGUUGUUAAAUACGGUAAAUUUACAAGAAGCAUAUUAGUUAUUUAAAAGAUUCAA
Molecule: messenger RNA, 1126 nt
Organism: Hylaeus anthracinus
Lineage: Eukaryota; Metazoa; Arthropoda; Insecta; Hymenoptera; Colletidae
Product: glyoxylate/hydroxypyruvate reductase A-like
Exons: 4
Coding region: 111-1109 (332 amino acids)
Molecular function (GO): NAD binding
Source: RefSeq, a predicted model, not a curated record